AUGGCAGAGAAUUCGGCAGCCCACGAGUCCCUGGCUCAGAUACCUGGGGGCUUGAAUAAUGACCCUAUCCACCGUUCAUCAACUGCCAGGACGUCGAGCACCGUCCACCAUAAUGAAUUUGAUGACGGUUUCUUUUCAAGAGUUCGGUCAUUCUUUCGCCGAGAUAGUCAUAUUGGUCAUGUCGGCCGUCACCCGCUUCGUGAUAGCAAAGAGAUUGAGAUUCACACCUGGAAUGGUCCCGAUGACCCAGAGAAUCCAUUUAACUGGAGCAAGUCGUACAAAUGGGUACUCACACUCACCAUCUGCUUCAUAUCUAUUUUGACAGGAUUGCCGGCGGGAUCCUAUGGUGCCGGUAAUGUGUGGAUGGAGCAACGGUUCCAUGUCCAAAAUCAACCAUUCCCUAAUCUGGCUUGGGCAACCACAUCGUGGAACAUGGGCGCAGCAUUUUGGCCCUUGAUCUUUGUACCCAUGACCGAGUCCUCGGGCCGCAUGCCCGGCUACUUUAUAUCCUACUUCAUCCUGGUUAUUUCCCUGUUCCCGUCUGCAUUUGCUCAGAAUUUCGCGACUCUGGUCGUUACUCGGUUUUUCGGUGGCGGUGCCUCAUCAGUCUCCAUCAAUAUCGUUGGCGGCAGCAUCAGUGAUGUGUGGUACGGAGAUCGCGCGCGGAGCUUGCCGAUGUCUCUAUUUGGAUUCACGAGCGUGGUGGGAAUCGCUCUUGGGCCAUUCAUUGGAGGCGCGAUUCAAACCAUUCACAAGUCGGAUCCGUGGAGAUGGAUCUUUUACAUUCAAAUCAUCUAUAAUGCGGCCUUGAUUCCAAUCUUCUGGCUGAUUCUCCGCGAAACCCGAGGCGACGUCAUCCUGAGAAAGCGAGCGAAAAAGCUGCGACAGCAAACAGGACGGCCCAUCUACGCCGAAAGCGAGCUACGGACCACCAGCACACUAAAACUGAUUCAAAUCUCAUUCGAGCGCCCGACUCGGAUGCUGCUGACCGAGCCGGUGGUCACUUUCUUCACGCUGUGGGUGAGCUUCGCCUGGGGGAUUCUGUUCCUCUUCUUCUCCAGCGUUGGACAGACCUUCAGCCACAACUAUGGAUGGAACACUUUUACUACCGGACUUGUGCAGCUCGCCAUCUCCGUUGGUGCUGUCAUUGGGACCGUCGUGAAUCCCUUCCAGGACUGGAUCUACCUGCGAUCCGCCCGCAAUAACCGCGAGCGCCCUGGCCAUCCUGUUCCUGAAGCGCGUCUAUACACUUCGAUACCGGGAAGUCUGCUUUUUGCUGCGGGUCUUUUCUGGUAUGGCUGGGGAAGUGUUGGAGAUGGCUCCGUCCCGUGGAUUGUACCGGCUCUGGGGAUUGGUUGUACAGGCGUAGGAAUCUACUCUAUCUACAUGGCAGUGGUGAAUUACCUGACCGAUGCAUACGAGAAAUAUGCCGCAUCCGCGCUCUCUGCUGCCUCUCUUGGCCGCAACGCUUUCGGUGCCUUCUUGCCGCUUGCUUCCUACCAGCUAUUCGACAGGCUGGGAUAUGGAUGGGCGGGCUCGUUGCUCGGCUUUGUCGGCGUCGCUCUCUCUGUGGUUCCGAUGGUCUUGGUUCUGAAGGGUCCGGAGAUCCGUCGACGAAGUCCGUUUAUGCGUGAGUCCACGUUUGCUCCUCAGGACGACGCGUUGCCCGAAGACCAGCCAGAGAAGACGGACGUGUGA
Messenger RNA from Penicillium oxalicum, 1698 nucleotides. RefSeq lists its product as uncharacterized. Gene Ontology annotation, molecular function: transmembrane transporter activity. Gene Ontology annotation, biological process: transmembrane transport. Lineage: Eukaryota; Fungi; Ascomycota; Eurotiomycetes; Eurotiales; Aspergillaceae. The transcript is spliced from 5 exons. The record is from RefSeq and is a predicted model, not a curated record. Bases 1 to 1698 code for a protein of 565 amino acids.